Molecule: messenger RNA, 715 nt
Organism: Arachis duranensis
Lineage: Eukaryota; Viridiplantae; Streptophyta; Magnoliopsida; Fabales; Fabaceae
Exons: 2
Coding region: 44-502 (152 amino acids)
Source: RefSeq, a predicted model, not a curated record
AGGGGAGUAUGGCCUAUGGUGUAAUCGCAGUAGAAGUUGCAAGAUGAAUCGGAUGCGCGUGGGGUUCCGUAUCUCCUCUGCCGCCGUGGCUGCGGCGGCGGAAAAGGGAGGAGUAUGGCGGAGGAGCAUGUCGACGGUGUCAAAGGCGAAAGAAAUAAUUGAAGGGAAGAAGGGCAAAAAUCGCAAAGCUACGAGCGAACUCUGCAACUACCUCGGCAUCCCUCAUCAGUCUCGUUCAGAGAUGGCGUUGACCCUCUCUAAGUUCAUGAAGCUCUACAAUGCCAGGAGUCCUGGUAUUAAGAAAGAUGAUAUCUGGGAGAAGAAUUUGAAUACUUUGUUACGUGGCAAAACUAGUAUUGGUUUUCCUGAGGUUGCUAGAAUUCUGUCUCCAGAAUUUGGCCAGCAGGGUGGAAUCAGCACCAAGGACAGUAGCAUGGAUUCUCACACGGACAACACAAAGGGGAAGGGUUCAAAAAAGAAAGGGAAAUCAUCAAAGAAGUAGGUUUUCGCAUAUCGUUUUUCUGUCCUCUUAGACCCCAAGUUAGAUAUUAAGAGUUGUGGUUUCUUAGUUUGCAUCACUAUCAUAAGUAGAAAAAUCCAAUGACAAAACUAGAGUUUUAACUAUUGAAACUAGUUUGGUUGUUCUAUAUGAGAAAACUAGUUUUCCUAUUAAGUGUCUUGUCCUUCGAAAUAAUAUUGUGUCUUUCCUGCUGCU